UAUAAUGUUUUAAAGUCCGUAUUUUAUUCGGAUUCUGAAAUCCAAAGGCCCGGAAGCCCGACGUUGAAGAUUGGCAUCCAAUAAAUACGCGAUUCAAGGAACAGUCAUUUCCUUUGUCUUUCUGCGGCCGCCGGAGAAUAUUUCUCCGCCGUGGAUGGGCCAGUUGCCUUCAUCCACUGCCGGAGUCCCCAGCUGCCGUCGAAACGACGUUAUUUAUCAAAGCUGUGGAUCAAUGGCGCAACAAGAUUUGACGGUCUUUCUUUCUCCUUUAAUGAGGAAAAAGAUUGACGAUGGUCUUUGUGUUGCCAACGGUAUAUCGAAUCUUCCAGAUGAUUGUUUGGCUUGCGUUUUUCAGUUCCUUGCACCAGGCGAUCGGAAACGAUCUUCGCUCGUUUGCCGGCGUUGGCUUGAGGUCGAGGGACAGAGCCGUCACCGACUCUCCCUCAAUGCCCAAUCGGACCUCCUAUCUGCGGUGCCAUCGCUUUUUUCUCGGUUUGACGCCGUUACGAAGCUUUCUCUAAAAUGCGACCGUAGAUCGGUGAGCAUCGGCGAUGAUGCUCUCAUUCUAAUCUCUCUUCGUUGCCAAAACCUUACCCGCCUCAAGCUCCGAUCGUGCCGACAGUUAACGGAUUCAGGCAUGGAGAGUUUUGCCAUGAAUUGUAAGAAAUUGAAGAAGCUGUCGGUUGGAUCAUGCACUUUUGGAGCUAAAGGAAUGAACGCUGUAGUCGAUAAUUGCUCGUCCCUGGAAGAUUUAUCGGUGAAGCGGCUACGCGGCAUCGCCGAUGGAGGCUCGACGGAGCCGAUUAGACCUGGUUCUGCGUCAUCGUCUCUUAAGAUGAUUUCUUUGAAGGAUCUCUACAACGGACAAUGUUUUGCUCCGCUGAUAAUCGGAUCUAAAAAUCUUAAAACCCUAAGACUUUUCAGAUGUUCUGGAGAGUGGGAUGGGGUUCUGAAACUUGUUACGAAUAACAUCAAGGGAUUGAGUGAGAUGCAUCUGGAGAGGCUUCAGGUAACCGAUAUUGGUAUUGCAGCCCUUUCCAAUUGUGAAAAUCUAGAAAUCCUUCACCUCAUAAAAACACCUGAAUGUACUAAUUUGGGGCUAUCGUCUAUGGCGGAGAAGUGUAAGCUUCUGAGGAAGCUUCAUAUCGACGGGUGGAAAACAAACAAGAUUGACGAUGAAGGUUUGAUCAGUGUAGCAAAACACUGCACUAACCUUCAAGAGCUGGUUCUUAUCGGUGUGAAUCUCACCCGUGUAAGUAUAUCGAGAUUGGCUUCAAACUGCCAGAAGCUAGAGCGAUUGGCGUUAUGUGGGAGUGAAACCAUAGGUGAUGCAGAGAUUUCUUGCAUCGCUGCUAAAUGCACGGCGUUGAGGAAGCUAUGCAUCAAGAGUUGCCCUGUCUCUGAUCAUGGAAUGGAAGCUUUAGCACUUGGGUGCCCUAAUUUGGUGAAGGUGAAGGUGAAGAAGUGCAAGGGAGUCACCUGUGAUGGUGUAGGCUGGUUGAGAGCUAGUCGGGAAUCAUUAGCUGUGAAUUUGGAUGCUUUGGUGGUUGAAAAUCAAAACCAGAAUGCAACCGUUGAGGUGGUGGUGGAGGAGCAACAACCACCACCAGCAGCUAGUGACAUUGGAGGCCGUGCUAAUGGUGGUUCUAGCAGUAACAGGAGGUCAACAUCAUUGAAGGCAAGGCUGGGGCUUACAUCUGGGAGAAAUUUAGUUUCUUGCACUUUGAGACGGUGGUCAAGCUUUAAUGGCGCUUCGGCUUCACAAAGUCAUUAGGAAAGAGUUGUUGUCAAAAUGAUUGUGUUGCUUUUUAUGUUGGGUAUAAAUAUUUAUGUCAAAAUAUUGUUUUUUCUUUUUAUAUAUGAUGAUGAUGAUGAAAAUAAA
Molecule: messenger RNA, 1882 nt
Organism: Lactuca sativa (garden lettuce)
Lineage: Eukaryota; Viridiplantae; Streptophyta; Magnoliopsida; Asterales; Asteraceae
Product: F-box protein SKIP2
Biological process (GO): SCF-dependent proteasomal ubiquitin-dependent protein catabolic process
Cellular component (GO): SCF ubiquitin ligase complex
Molecular function (GO): protein binding
Source: RefSeq, a predicted model, not a curated record